This is a messenger RNA of Formica exsecta, 4944 nucleotides long. RefSeq names its product mannosyl-oligosaccharide 1,2-alpha-mannosidase IA (gene alpha-Man-Ia). Gene Ontology annotation, biological process: N-glycan processing; carbohydrate metabolic process. Gene Ontology annotation, molecular function: calcium ion binding; mannosyl-oligosaccharide 1,2-alpha-mannosidase activity. Gene Ontology annotation, cellular component: endoplasmic reticulum; Golgi membrane. The record is from RefSeq and is a predicted model, not a curated record. NCBI's taxonomy places the organism in Eukaryota, Metazoa, Arthropoda, Insecta, Hymenoptera, Formicidae. The coding region runs from base 1693 to 3420 and encodes 575 amino acids. The transcript is spliced from 10 exons.
CGGACGCGAUCGCGCGCGCACGUGUCAUAUCGUCUGGCUUUUUUAUCCGUCGCCCGGUGGUUUUUAUCGUGUCGCGGAACGCGAGAGAGACAAAACCGUAACCGCAACAACGAUCGCUACAAUUACGAGUGUUAGUAUUGUUUUUGUCAAAGUGCAGUGCGUGUUGAGUGCGGGAAUAGUAGUGAGUCCCCGCGAGAUCGACGAAGAUCGUUUGUGGAAAGAUCGAGCGCACGAUCAACGCCGGUCAACGAGAGAGUCGCUCCGCGACAUUCCGUGCAUUCCCGACAUUCCUCGCGAGCGCGCGCAACGUGUUCCGAAGUGCGAGAACACUCUGUUGAAUUUCUCUGAGCCCUAUUAUUACCGGCGAGAAUCUACCUUAUGAUCUUUGUGUCGCGCGUCUUUCGGUGAGAAAUAAUCGGCGGACGAGUGAUCAUUAGUAGUGCGAUUUCGCGACGGGCAAAAUUUCGUUUCUCUCGUCGUUAGCAUUUAUUAUCGCGAAGCACGAAUAAAGUCGAGUUGACGUCGAAACGGAAACAGAAUUUGCUAACCCAAGAAAAGAUCUUUCACAUCGGAUCAUCGAUACCGUAUAAUAUACGACGUUAUUCUCGUUAUCUCGCACACACAUCUGCGUGAAGUUAACGCCGACGAAUUACGUACAGAUGAAGGAGUGACGUAACAGUGUAUGCCGGCCAGUUGUUAAAUUUUUUUAUCCCCACCGUCUUCAUUCGUAAUAUCAUUUCAAUCUAGUUCGGUCGAUCGUCCACCGGAAUGUGAAUCAGCACGAUAUAUCUCAAUAUCGAUUAUCGGCAAUUAUCCCUAUUAAUUCGGCGCUCGGCCGCAUUUCCUCGAGCAACACUACAAUCGCACACUAACGUGUUCCAGUUUCGACGCUGACGCGGCGCCGAAUUGUCGACCAUCAAGAUCGAGGACGUGCAAGCGGCACCUCGACUUUUGCCGGCUCGCGUCGGGACAUGCAACAGCUUCGUGCGACCUUUUGAAACGCAAUCUGCACGAUCGUGCCGUCUAUCGACGAUCGAAGCUUACCGCACGCUAAACCUUCGAAGAUUUGCUCGUCGACGAUAUCCCGUCGCGAAGAAAAAAAAAAAAACACGAAAAAGACGAGGCUCCACGCGACACGCUCACGCGGAUAAAGAUAAUAAUAACUCGCGACAAAGAGAGAGACCGGACGCGCGGACAGACGGAAAGGUCGCUGAUCCUCGAUCCCGUGUCAUAUUAUACGUACAUAUUUGAACGCAAUCAGCAAUCACUCGCGAUAAUCGCUGCCCGUUUCAGCGAAACGAACAGGACAGGAUUAUUCGCGUGGAUUAAUAUACCAACGACUGCAUACUAUAUUAUGCGAUUGAUUGUGUGAAAUCGUGAAAUUAUCGAGUCAAAUUAUCUGGACAUCUUACCGAACACUGCCAUCAUCGUUCUGUGAUAAAACCUGUGAUAUCCUGAGACUUCGUUGGGAUUUACGGGGAAAAAAAAUCUUCAUUUCUUCGAAAAUUAUUGCUGAUAAUCGCGAGAUCUAAUCGGCUGUUGUAAUCGUAAAAAACUUGGAACAAAAAUUGCACAUAUUCGCUGCCGUGCUCGAAUUACAUACAACAGGUGAUUCGCAACUCUGCCAAUACGAGCGCAAUCCAGUCCGAGACCCCAGGCGGCUGGUCAAGCUGCGGCAAGUGUCUGGACGACAUGAGGCUCAUGCAAAGAUUAGCGAUCAGCGGACUGCUGUCCGUAAUCCUGAUCCUUCUUCUGACCGGCACGAUCGUAACGCGACGCGAUACUCUUGCGAGUGUCGUCGAUCGGGGCGUUGCGCCGGAAGAACGCAACGAACAGUCGAAUCCGGCCUGGGUGCAAGACAAUGUGGUUCCCGGGCAGAAUGAACCCGAGAUCGAAGACCGGGAUAAGGAUAAAGAUCGGCGUUUAGAUACCAGGCAUAAACAAUCCGAGCCUUCGGCGGUCGGACCGCCGGCCGCAUCUGUUCCUGGCGCUUACGUUAUUAGACCCCCGAAUCCGCCUCUGGAUGACGUAACCAAUCAGCGCCGUGAAAAAGUUAAAGAGAUGAUGAAGCAUGGUUGGGACAAUUACGUGCGAUACGCAUGGGGUAAAAACGAACUGAGACCCAUUUCGAAGAGAGGUCACAGUGCCAGCAUUUUCGGGGCUUCAAAUAUGGGCGCGACCAUCGUCGAUGGACUCGAUACUCUUUACAUCAUGGGUCUUCACGAUGAGUUUAAGCAGGGGCGCGACUGGAUUGCUGAGAAUCUGGACUUCGAUAUCAACUCCGAAAUAUCGCUGUUUGAGACCAAUAUUCGUUUCAUGGGAAGCCUGCUCGCCUGUUACGCUCUCACGGGGGAUGUAAUGUUCCGGGAUAAAGCGGCGCAGCUCGGCGAACGGAUGCUGCCUGCCUUCCAGACGGAAACCGGAAUUCCUCAUUCCCUCAUCAACCUUCAUACUGGGGCGAGCAAGAAUUACGGUUGGGCGAGCAGUGGCUGCAGUAUUUUAUCCGAAAUCGGAACGAUGCAUCUUGAGUUCACCUACUUGAGUGAUAUAACGAAUAAUCCAGUGUUUAAGAGCAAAGUCGAAAACGUGAGAAAGGUCCUGAAGAGUCUGGAGAAACCAAAGGGUUUAUAUCCGAAUUAUAUUCAUCCAAGAACAGGAAAAUGGGGUCAACAUCAUAUGUCGCUCGGUGGGCUCGGCGACAGUUUCUAUGAGUAUUUGCUAAAGGCCUGGAUCCAGUCGAACAAGGAGGAUGUCGAGGCACGCGAAAUGUACGAUCAGGCUAUAGCAGCCAUAACCGAGCAUAUGAUCAAAACGUCCCCUGGGAAACUUGUAUACGUGUCGGAUUUAAAAUACGACAGGCUUGAGCACAAGAUGGGUCAUUUGGCUUGCUUCGCCGGCGGUAUGUUUGCUCUGGGCGCGAAAACUCAGGAAAACGAGUUAUCUGAUAAAUACAUGAAUAUCGCCGCCGGUCUGACCAACACGUGUCACGAGUCCUAUGACAGGAGCGCUACGAAACUCGGCCCGGAAGCUUUCCACUUUAUCGAAAACAAUGAGGCGAGAAGCUUGAAGAAUGGCGAGAAGUAUUAUAUUCUGCGACCCGAGACUUUCGAAUCGUACUUUGUGAUGUGGCGACUAACGAAAGAUCCGAAAUAUCGCGAAUGGGGUUGGGAGGCAGUUCAAGCACUGGAGAAACAUUGCCGAGUCCCCGGAGGAUUUACGGGACUUAACAAUGUUUACAUAGUCGACUCGGCGAAAGACGAUGUUCAACAAAGUUAUUUCUUCGCUGAGACAUUGAAGUAUCUCUAUUUACUAUUUAGCGAUGAUGAUCUCAUAAGCUUAGACGAUUGGGUAUUCAACUCCGAGGCUCAUGUGCUUCCUAUCAAAGGCAAUCCUCUAUAUCGUCCAGCUUCUGGUUUAUAAACCGGACAAGUUCACGACAGUUUGAACGAUACUGAUUAAUUUUUUCAUUCAGCAGUGAUGGAACCGACACAUAAUACGACGAUACACAAUGUAUCAGAAUUACAUAGCAACCGAAAAUAUUUACUUUGAUAUUUACGAAGCGACUUUCUCGCCUUUGUUGUAUAUAAUAUUAUGUAGAUUGUGAGAGAAAAUUUUGUAUACCGCGACAAAACAAAAAUACAACACUGCAUCGAUAUUUAUUUUAUUUUCUUUUCUUUAUUCGCGAUAUCUCAAAAAAAUUGUUUAUUUGAUAAGUUUAAUUACAAAAUUCAAAACAAUUAUUUAUCUAAUUUCCGUAUAUGUCCUACUCUCCUAUAACAUGAAUAUCCGAUUUUGAUUAUGUAAUACAUUUGAAUCGCGGAUUAAUGAAGAUGAAGGAGAAUUAGUCUGUCCUUCAAUUCAAUAACGAGCGAUAAACAUACACACAUACUUUAAAUUAACAUAAUUAUUUUAGGUAAACAAAAGAGAGAAAGUGUGUGUGUGAGAGAGGGAGAGAGAGAGAGAGAGAGAGAUACAGAAAGCGCGAGGAGAAUGAAAGUGAGAAGAAGAGAAUACAAAUGUUAACGAACGUUAUUUAAGCCACACGUUUGUAAAUAGCGAAAAUAAAGCGAGUGAGAGUGAAAAGACGAACGAGAGAGCUAUUAAAAUAGGAGAAAAUGUUGCGAGAGUAUGAAUGCUUCGCCAAUUUCCUUUUUCAGUUGCAACGCAAAGCGGUCUCUAUCAGCACUAAAAUAUGUAUUUGAAACGUUGUAGCUAUACGUUCGCAACAUUUUUAACGUUUCUCUAAAGAUCACGAAGAGAGUCGGUGCAGAUUUAGCCGCGUUUCUUUCUUUUUCAUCAAUUGCUUUGAAAAAAUAUAAUUCUGUCAGAAGCACACGAAGAAGCGUUACUAAGACUGCGAAUUGUACCACAAUAUAUGUUAGAAAAAGAUUACAAUGAUAUUAAAAAUCAAAUUGUUAAUGUUUUUUCUAAAGUCAAAACUUUGAUAAGUUUUGUUGCGUGCACGAAUUUAAUGGAUUGUCAAUUGUGAUUGUUAAUUGAUACUAUGUGUAUUACAAUAAUGUUUUUAUACAGCAUUAAGUGAGGACGCGAGUUUCAUAUCGACGAUGCCAAACAUCGAUAAACUUGUUUUGUAACGCUAAAAAAUCAAGAAUAGAACUGUCAAUCAAUCAAAAAAAAAAGAUGGAAAAAGAAAAAAAGAAAAAGUGAUAAACAUAUUUAGCCAAAAAAUCGUUAUAGUAUCAUUUUUUUAAAUGUCCUAUGCAACAUUUUAUAACGCUAACAUUUCACACGCAUCUCUUUUCUCGAUUUUUAUCGACGUUCUUCAAAAAGAUUUUGACUAUUCAGCAAUUUUGCUAUCCCCCGAUUCUAUCUCCCUCAACCCCUUUUUUAACAAAGAAAAAAUGAAAAGUACAUAAAACCAACUGUCAGUCUCACGAUUGUGGUUCGAGCGUGCGUGCUUUUUGUAUGGCGAAUAAAUCGAAA